UCGGAAUAUAGACACAUCACGGGUGCCUGUAAUAAUGUAAAUAAGCCAUCAUGGGGUGCAGCAAUGACUCCAUUCAGGAGACUGAUACCCAAGAGAGAGGUAAGAUACAAUUGUUUGAUAAUCAAGAAAACAUGAAUAAUGGCUGUCAGCAGCCCAUAACCCGGAGCGAGUGAGCGGCUCGCAUACUAGGCCUGUGCAGCGGCGUUUUCACCGACUGGUUUAAUUUUAGAUACCAGUCUAGAGCAUUUUUUUCCUCGAAAAUGGAGGCUCCACUCCGUCUAUGAGUGCAAUCGAAGUAUAAAAUAUCAAAAAGGAAAACUAUAAAACGUGUUUAAAAUGUCAAAGAUACCAUUUUUCGGUCUUUAGGGUUUUUAACUGGUUUGUGGGACUCUUACAUUUGUAAUGCGCGCCAAAAAAGUUCUAAAAAUGAACUGGUUGGUGAAGUCGCUUGCUCCGGGUUAUUAUGAGGUCCUAUGGCUUUGUGCUAUCCUUUGUAAAGAAGAUUUUUACGGUACCUUUUACUCAUGCCCGGGCGCCCCGCUAAACCGUGUUUAAAACAGUAAUAGAUUUGUGUCCGCUUGAGCACAAAGAGCUGGAUUGUUGGAAAGGGAGGUUGGGGCCAGGAGGGUUACAAAUCCCAUUCCGGCCCAAGCCCAAAUUCUGUUCCGAUUCCAGUCGGGUGUCGUUAUGGUCGCCUAGUCGUUCUUCUACGGCUUUGAAAAUGAUUUCAUAGAUUUGCAAAUGCUUAGCACGCCUUGCGUCAUUUUCUUCCAGGUUAAUAUGAAUGUGCUCCCAAACGCAAGAUCCGUCAGCAGAGAGCUGUUUCCCCAGAAUGCACCACCAUCUGAUCCGGCAGAGGAGUCCCCAGAAUCUGCUUCGCUUACUGACAUGGCAGCCGUGUUUGGCCAGUUCGUAACUCAUGAUAUGACACUGACGUGGCACAAACCAAGUUCUUCCAAUUGCCACGACUGCUUUAACCCUGGUACAGAAUGCUUCGGAAUUGACGUGGCGAGUGACGUUAUUUUCAGUGCAAUAAAGUGCAUUCAAAUGAAACGCGCAACAAGAUGCCUAACCGCAAACGCCAGCCAAGAGCAAGUUAAUAUAGCCACGACCUUCAUAGACGCUUCGCAUAUUUACGGCAACAACGAUGAUGAAGUCAGAAUAACUCGCGCCGAAGAUCUGCUAGGUGAACUUUGGCAGGAAAACAAUGAUCUUUUGCCACCAGCGCACGAAAAAAAGCCUUUCUGUCGCUCACCAAAUCCUGGUGCUAUGCCUUGCUUUUAUACAGGCGACUUUCGGCGAAAUAAUGUCAGUCCAGGUAAAGUUUACUACCCAGCCAGCUGUAUGUGUCUAAAUUUCCAGCAAGUCUUAUUUAGCCUGAAGGCAAGUGUUUGACCUAUAUAAAGAAGCUAUGCAACGGCUAUAUCAGCCGCUAUAUACUAAACCUUUUCCAAACUACUACAGACAAAAUCGGAAACCGAAGAGGAUGUCCCCACCACAAAAUUCAAAAUGGCGACGCGAGAUUGGUAGAGUUCAUUAGCGCUGUUCAAAUAAACGAUGAGUCUGGGUUCGUGGGUCCCACUAUGAUCAUCUUAGCUUUAAUUAACAUACUUCUUCGUCUCUCUUAGUUUUAAUGUGUUAUUUGACAAGUGAUGGUAAGUCACUGGCCUUGUCUUAUUCAUUCCUUGUCUCUUCGACGGGGAUAUAAAAGAAAACACGCUACUCACUGUAAUCAGUGAACGAGAACUUAGUACGCAGGGAGUGUAAGUUACAGCAUCCUCGGAGACCCAGGGGCAGUUAGUCGGGUCGAUAAAAUGUUCGUCUCGAUCUUACAGAAAACUUUCACCACGAACAUUUUAUCGACCCGACUAACUGCCCCUGGACCUCCGAGGAUGAAGUUACAGUAAAACGGGCGACAAAAGCGUCCAACUUGUUUUGCAACAUUGCUGCAAAACGAGUUUUCAAAAGCGCAUGUUGCGAGUUUUACCAAACACGUUCAAAUCUGUCUCGCAACAAAUCAGAUUGUUGCAAGUUGCUUGAAUACUGUCUUCUGAUUGGAUAACUGAAAUUACGCGGAAGUCACGCCAUACAUGGAAUUUACGUCACUUGCUGUGAAACAAGUUCUCCUCGGGCCGAUAAAACGCGCAACAAACACAGGGUCCAGAGGAGAUGUGUGUGUCGUUAGAACAUCAAAAGCCGUCGAAAACCUCUGAAAAAUGGGUUAUUUUGAUCCCGUUACAGUUUCGUUACACAUUCUAUAGACCGCAAACCAAGAGACUGAGGGCUCGCAAGAUCGGCUUACAGUAUAAUAUUUUUUACUUGGCACUUCGUGCCUCGGUCGCCCUUCGGGCGACGUGCCGUGCACCAGCGAGGAUAUGGCUUGCGGUUAUUGAUUUUCAAAAUGGCGAACAACGAAGUCGAUCUGGGUCAGAUGAGAAGCGAAGAAAUCGUUUACAGUAGAUUCAUAAAGAUCCCAUUGGGCUAAUUAAUCGUGCUAAGCGACAGCUAUAGACAUUUUUCAAGGUGAGACUAACUAAGUAAUUCAUUUAUUCACACGAAACUCCUCUGGACCCUUUGCAACAAACGCAGGUUUUGUUGCAAAAAGAACUACUCUCUACUUUCUGCAACAACUUUUCGCAAUCGGCAGCAAUCUGAUUUGUUGCUAGACAGUUUGAUUCCAAUUAGUGGUAGGACGCGCAACAUCGCUUUUCAACUCUUUUUGCUGCAAUGUCGCAAGACAAGUUGCACAAUGAUUUUUGUUGUUCGUUUUACUGUACCGUUAGUCUCCAGCGCCUCCUGGCCUGCCUUUCAUUGGUCUAUUUAUAUGGAGCCCAUUCCGGCAGAAGACCUGGCCUCGAGUAAAAGACCAUUCUCCAUUAGGCAAUACAUGCUGCUUUGUAUUCUGAAAUAAUGUUCUUGACGUUAGCUUGCAUGGAGUCGAUUUGUGACACUGAACCGCAAGGUUUCUAUAAACAAAUCUCACGUCAUAAUUGCAAUUCUCUUGUAGCCUUGAAUGUCCUUCAUACUAUCUGGGUACGAGAACAUAACAGAAUCGCCAGGAAGUUAAAACAAAUAAACACGGGAUGGAAGGGAGAGAAAGUCUUCCAAGAAACGCGAAAAAUCAUCGGUGCUAUGAUGCAGCACAUUACUUACAACGAGUAUCUGCCAGCCCUCUUGAGUGAAGAAGUGGUCAGUAUGCUUAUUGAAUUGCUUGAUAUUUUUCAUAGAGGCCUCAUUUACGUCGAAGAAGGCAGGGAGACAGGGGGUCUAAACCUCCCGCCUCUUGUAAUUCUUUUAAAGGCCUUGCAUUUCCGGUUCCCGCCCCAUCUUUCCCGGAUUCCUCCCUUUAGCUCCUUUUCGAGUGCAAAAUAUAAAGCAUUGUUGAGUACUUUCCCCCUUUUUAUCCGGCUUCUCGCCCUUUUAGUACUACCACCUCUUGCCCUUUCCUCUCCCGCCUCUCGUACACCUCCAGUGCACCGUGCACCAUAAAUGGGGACUGGGGGAAGGGGGAAUAGUGAAAAAAUUAAAGCGCCCACUCAGGAGCCUGGCCCACUUCUUUCGACGCCUGCCACACAGUAGCCUGGGUACCAGUGGUUUGUUCUCGCGUGCGGCGAUUGAGUUGCGCGCAGAUCAUUCGGGGUCGGCCGCAGGCCGAUACUUCUUCGAUCGAAGCUACGAGCGGUGCGGCCGCUUUUUGCGGGGGUUACACAAUUAGAUUUCACCCCAACCGGAAACCGCGCACGAAAAAUGUCUGGCACCCUGGGUACUCAGACAGGCCAUAUAUUGAACUACAUCUAUGAUGUUGUUUUCUCCAACCAAUUAGCGGAAACAAUAUGAUCUUGUACUGGAAUCAAAUGGUUUCUACGGCGGCUACGAUGUAUCCGUUGAUCCAUCCAUCGCGAACAGCUUCGCAACGGCAGCCUUAAGAUACGGACACAGCGCGGUUGGAAACUUCUACAAACCCAACAUACCCACAGCUGAUUUUCAUAACCCUGCUCCACUGUACGCUGAGGACGGUGUUGAUGCAAUUUUACGAGGCCUACUAAAUCAACCUUCUAGGGAAGUUGACAGGUAUUGUAUAGCCUGCGUAGAGGGUGGGAUUGUUAUGUCCGGAGUACUUUCCUGGCGGAGGAACUUCGGGCUCCGCCGCCAAAAAUCCGCAGAGCUUGCCAGCUAAUCCUGCUAGCUACAGAGGCUGGGCAUUGUAGAGUUCAUUUUUGGUUUAAGGUGAAGUAAACGUACUGUUUUUAGAAGGGUAUCUCCGUUAAUAGUCUACUCACGGGGAUUAAAACUGAGAGAGGGGAGGCAUACCUAUGUUCGAUUAGAGUGCUGUACGCCUUUAAUUUGGGCUGAGAUAAUUUAAGUUGCUUAUACAAUGUGUCCCGUCAAUGAUGUCUUCUUGUGGAAGGAAAAAGAUCUUAAUCAAAUCAGCGGUUUGUGGAUUUUAUUACUUAAGCCAGGCGCCUUUGACAGACGUCCUCUCUAUACUGAACCAGAAUUUAUUCAAAGCGAAGAAAAAUACUUCUAAGGAAUACUGAGAGCUUUCACUCAGACAACACUCUCGGGACCAUAACAGGUGUUCCCUCAUCAGUGCUGAUACAAUUAUUACGUCAACUUUCUUUUUCCGGCCACAAAACCUUUGUCCCAUGAAUCAGGGUGCCCCCCCUGAAAAGAGGGACCAUCGCGGCACUAAAUUUUUCUAUUUUCUUUGCGGUACUCUUUUGAGGGUGGCGCUUAUGAAUGUUCUCAUUCGCGAAUAACACGCUAAUUAAUUAAUCACGCUAAUUAAUUAAUUAAUUAAUUAAUUGUCAACCAAGACAGAAUAAUGGACCGAGUGAGAGCCGGAAAACGCAAAGUCCAUCUAGCCCUAUGAAUUUCAUCAAAGUUAUUUUUAGGCCAAUUAAUCGCUUGAAAUGAAUCGGAAUUUCUGUUUUCGUAGAGGUCCGCAAACUUGUAAUCAGUGUUGUCAAGAGAGAACUCAACAAUCGCCAUUUCAAUAUUCUGCAUUGUUUUGCGCUGAGAUAGUAGCAUGUAAAGUUGAUGAAGUUUCGAACAAUCAUUUACAAUGUGUGGACGUCCCAGGAAUUAGACUUUCGUUUAAUCAGAAGCUCUAAAAAUAACUUAAGUGAAAUUCACAUAUCCCGGCCAACGCCCUAAGAUUCUCUCUCUGUUCGAUUAUUCCCGCUCUCUUGGUGGAGCCAGUCGAACGAAUGCUAACAUUCUAACAGUCCUAUUCAGAAUAGCACGAAUCCAGAAGACCAUAUUCAAUUAAAACUUUCACUGGUUGCCUUUAAUUCGAAGGUUCUUCUCAUGGGCUGUAAGUGAGAAGCUAAAGCCUGGACCAAACCAGAUCGCUGAUCUUGUUGCUAUAAACAUACAGCGUGGAAGGGAUCAUGGCCUCCCCGCCUUUGGUGAUUUCAACAGGCACUUCGACGUUAACAAUUUCACAAUCCCGGCUGACUUAGAGAACAUGCUGAAAGGGUUAUAUGGCUCAGAUUUGAGCAAAGUUGAUUUAUACGUUGGAGGACUACUUUUGGAAAAUCCCACCUAUGGCUCACAUGUGGGGCCUACCUUCUCUCACAUUUUAGCAGAAGGAUUCGGGUAAGCUUAGACUAUGGGCAGCCCCUCUUUUUGUACGUAGAGUGAUUUGCGCUUGAGAAAAGAAAAUAAAACAGGCGCGCGUACUUCUGGAGAGAGGGGUGGUGGCGAGGUGGCGGAGGUUACGGGAGUGGCGGGGUGGCGACAAGAUGGCGGGGGUGGGUGACGCGGGUGGGGGGGAGAUGGAGGGGUGGCGGCGCAAGAAAGAAAGGAUGCAAAAAUGGAGGCUUCUGGCACCAAAUCGGCUGCAAAUUUCCCUUUCGUAAACAUUCUUAGCCAUUUUUGAGAGGCUUUGGAAGUUUUUGAGCAUAAUGGCAAGUGAUCUACCAGCUCAUCGCAGAGAGAGGCAAUUAGCAACCAUUUAGUGGCAUUAUGUUUGGACAAAUAUGAAUACCUCAACAUAUGAUCCUCAAAUUUGGUUAGAUCUUCAGAAUAAUGAUCUUGGCAUUAACCUAGCCUUUGAUUGGGAAUAUUAAUUUCCGGAAGUUUUGGCUCAGUGGUAUAGACUAAGGAUAUCACAUUUUCACUGAUUUCAGGAAUUUAAGANAUAGAAACGUGGGGGCCUGAGUUGUGGAGAGGGGGGUGGGGCGGAGUGGGGGGGUGUAGGGGGGGGGGCGGGGUGGCGACAGGGGGGGGGGGGGGGGGGGCGCGUGGGGGGGGGAGAUGGAGGGGUGGCGGCGCAAGAAAGAAAGGAUGCAAAAAUGGAGGCUUCUGGCACCAAAUCGGCUGCAAAUUUCCCUUUCGUAAACAUUCUUAGCCAUUUUUGAGAGGCUUUGGAAGUUUUUGAGCAUAAUGGCAAGUGAUCUACCAGCUCAUCGCAGAGAGAGGCAAUUAGCAACCAUUUAGUGGCAUUAUGUUUGGACAAAUAUGAAUACCUCAACAUAUGAUCCUCAAAUUUGGUUAGAUCUUCAGAAUAAUGAUCUUGGCAUUAACCUAGCCUUUGAUUGGGAAUAUUAAUUUCCGGAAGUUUUGGCUCAGUGGUAUAGACUAAGGAUAUCACAUUUUCACUGAUUUCAGGAAUUUAAGAAAAGGUGACCGCUUCUGGUACGAAACAAAUCAAAAUGGAGUUAGAUUUUCCCUUGCACAGCUGACGGAAAUAAGAAAAGUUAGCUUAGCUAGGAUCGUUUGUGACAACAGUGGUAUAUCGUAUGUUCAGCCCAAGGUAAUGAGAAAGAAAAACCAGUCGAGAAACAAACAAGUUAGGUGUGGCAGUCUUCCAGAAAUGGACCUAACCAAAUGGAGUGAUAACUCGGUAAGACAUUUGGUAUCAAGUAAGUGA
Porites evermanni is the source of this 6877-nucleotide messenger RNA. The record is from the annotation of a GenBank genome assembly. NCBI's taxonomy places the organism in Eukaryota, Metazoa, Cnidaria, Anthozoa, Scleractinia, Poritidae.